CUUGCAUCAAUGUUGUAAACGUGACGCAUACUCUCGCGAGAUGAGAUUUGUGACGUCGGUUGCAGCCGAGACGUUGGAUGUAAAUGGCGUUGUGGGACGUUUAAGCAGCGAUCCAGGAUUGCGGGUUUUAUAAAGAAAGUUAGGAUUGCUGGACGGUGUGUCAUAUUACCUGCAUGUGUAAAGCAAGCCUUGGAACACAUUAUUAAGGAGAAGACCAUAAAAUGAUGGAAGUAUUCAGUUCCGACAAAAGUUCUUUGGACAAGUAUAUCAACCUUGAAGAUUAUGUUUUAUGUCGAAAAAGGAAAGAGCCAUUAAUUGAUAUAAAUGAACUGCCCUAGUGAGACUUGGUCAGCAUGUGGUUUACAGUAUAUUGUACAAAUGAAUUCAGAUGUUAGGUCCGAGACCGCUUUUCAGUGUAAUCUUUGUCUAAAGAAAGGACCACUCUAUUGCAUAAUGCAACAUCUCAAAAGCUUCAAGCACAGACUGAAUUAUAUUCGUCAAAAGUAUGACCACAUCCUGCCUUUAUAUGGAAAAAAUACUCCUUUUUAUGAACAAGAAUUAAUCCUCAGAGAACAGGCAAAAGAAAUUGAGCAAAGUGAAGGGUCAAAUAAAAUGAAGAUUUCAAUAAACCUCACAGCCACUGGAGUUUAUAAAGACGAUUUUUGGAAAUAUAACCUGAUAAGACAUCAGAAGAUGAGUGCUUUGAAAGAAAAAAUUUUACAUUUAGCUGACCAACAAGAGGCCGUCUUAAAAUAUUUGGAUUCCUUUACAAUUAGAUCCCAAGAAGAAGCAAAUAUUGUGCAGGAUCUAACCAACAAACUUGAAGCUGCGGUGCAGGUGUUUAAUCAGUAUACUAAACAAAGCAGGACAGAAACAUCAGAUUCAUACAAAAAGAACAAGAAGCAUGAAUACAAGGAUAAAGAAUACCCAGAAAACAAAGGUCAUAAAAGGAGAAAAAGAAAAUCUCCAUGGAAAGAAAAUCAAACAUAUUUUGCUGCUAUUGCUUCCUGCUCAGAUGAGGUAUUGAAACCAGACUCAGAUGGAAAUUCAGCCACAGCAGAGGAAUGCAAAGAAAGCUCAAAAGCAUUGAGAUCUUCUAUGGAUAUUUUGUCUUCCUUCACUUUGUUUUCCGACGCAGCAUCUGAGUUUAAAAGUGAAACCAGAAAAGCAAUACAGGAUAAACAGUACUUGGCCCAUUGCUCAUCUGUCUCUGUCAGCGAGGAGUUUAAAGAAUCUUCAUUUGAUACAAGAGAAGCCCCAGAAGCUGAUGACGAGAAUAAAAACAGUGUUAAGACAUCAGAACAGAUCCAGUCAAGACCUGCCUGGGUCUGCAGGACCAAAAGUACUGGUAAAUGCUACAGAAAUACUAAAUGGGAAUCACUGUUUGCAAAUGAUGCAUCUUCUCAGAAACCAUUAACUCCAUUCAAAUGGGGUUCAAAGUUGACAUCUUCAUUUGAUAGUACAAAUAUAAAUCCUGCAGAUGAACAGUCAAAAAGAAGAGCCUCUACAGAACUUCUGUCAUCGUUUACCUUGUUUAAUCGGGGGAACAGCACUGACCAAACACAUAACAGUGAUCCAUCAUGGACAAGACUUUCAAGUCCACCUUCAGAAGAUAACUCUAGCAACUCACAUAAAGGCAAAGAUAAUUGUAAAGAAAAAGACCUGGAAGAUAAUGAAGAUUAUUGUGCAGCUGAUUCCUCCUGUUCUGUCACCUGUGAUAUGGAUGCAUAUGUAACUCCAGUUAAAGAUCAAAUUUAUGUUUCAGUAACCCAUAGUAAUUUAAGCAAUCCUCUGGGUGAUAUAGAUAUGACAAAAAAACCUAACCAAAUCACAGCUGGGCAAAGUGCAGACUUUCAAUUAGAAAGAGAUGAGAAGACAGAAACAGAACAGGAUUUGUGUAAAAAAUCUUGUGCACAAUAUCUAGAUAUUGAGGAUGCCACUACCAGCACCCCACAGGCAAACAUUGCUCACACAGAAAGCACACCACUUACUCCAGAGCUGCUUCAGCUUCUUAAAGGCAAAGAUGUGAAUCUUAUUACUGAAACUCUGAAGACCAUUUCUCCUUUUUAUCCUGCUCUUCAAAAGGUCAAUCUUGAAGAGUUGGCAAAGGUUAUAAGUGAAACUGGAGCAUUAGAGUGAUGCAUACUGCAAGAAAAACAAGAGAGAUGAAAUGCAGUCCUCAAACAAUAUUGUGUAGCUUGUUCUCAAGCAACAUCUAUAACAGAUUAUCAGUACUACUUUGUGCGCCAACAGCAUGUCUUAACCAUAUGAUCUUUUUUUUGUUUUUAAUUUCUGCAAGCUGUUUGGUGUCAUAGAAUGUGACAGUAAAUCUUUCUGAACCUACCUAAAUGGCAACAAGUUUCAGAAUUGGCUUGUUUGUUGGAUAUGUGUGCUUUAUGUCCAAGAGAAUAUGCUAUUUGUGCAUAGUGAGCCACAAAAGAAGCCCCAUUCUAAAGCAGCUGCAACUGUAUAAACAUGAAGGCAAAUAACACAUUAUCAGAAGACCUUGUUGCUGCCUUGGCAGACAAAACUGUAUUGCAGUUAUCUACUAAGUAAUGUGUGUAAGCGCUGACAAGGUUGAGUCCUGAUGUACUGUGUUUGGAAUAAACUUGGCCUGCUGUUUAACUAGACCAAAUUAUUUUUGGAAAUAAAGCAAUUCGGUGUGGCAUCAACCCAAUUUGAAAUUAUGAUAAUGCUCCAUGAGAUUCUCUCAGUCAAGACUGCUUAACAUUAUGCUUGUAUGCAUUUUUUUUGACUGCUUGAAGAUUUAAGUAUGUCUCACAAACACAUUGUGUUUGCUUAUUAUAAUGGCUUAAGCCAUUAUGAACCAAUCAACAUUUCAUUGACUGUGUUUUCAUGUCACAUUCCAAGAUGCAUUUCUGCUACAGUGGAUUAAAACAAGAGGUAAAAGGUUCAUCAAAAGCCUGCUUGUGUUGCUGUAUGAUGCCAUCUCCUGAAAACAGUAAAACUGAAACCGAAUGAUAGCAUAAUUGAUUUACAGUAGUACUGAUGUUACUUGUAAAUUUAGUUCUGAGUUCCUUGCUUAGUAAAAUUUAUAAAGAAGAGGUUAUUACACUGCACAAAAAAAAUAUAAAAAGUUUUAAUGUAAUGAGUCAUUUGUUUUUUUUUAUAACAUUUAUCGGUGCUUAUAUUUUUGUUUUCCUACAUUUGAUAUGCAUUAAAGUAUGUCCAAAGUCCC
Xenopus tropicalis (tropical clawed frog) is the source of this 3199-nucleotide messenger RNA. RefSeq lists its product as uncharacterized. The transcript has 17 exons. The coding region runs from base 325 to 2139 and encodes 604 amino acids. The record is from RefSeq and is a predicted model, not a curated record. Lineage: Eukaryota; Metazoa; Chordata; Amphibia; Anura; Pipidae.